Molecule: messenger RNA, 1090 nt
Organism: Passer domesticus (house sparrow)
Lineage: Eukaryota; Metazoa; Chordata; Aves; Passeriformes; Passeridae
Product: TOG array regulator of axonemal microtubules protein 2-like
Exons: 4
Coding region: 50-625 (191 amino acids)
Biological process (GO): microtubule cytoskeleton organization
Cellular component (GO): cilium; cytoplasmic microtubule
Molecular function (GO): microtubule binding
Source: RefSeq, a predicted model, not a curated record
UAUCAAUGGCACAGCUCCCAGUGUACAGAGAAAAGACCCUGGUAGCGCCAUGAAGAAAAUGGUCGUGAGAAAGCAGGACACGGUGCCCUUACAGCCCAGUACGCCCACCCUCCCUGGAGAUGGCAGCUUCCCAUGCAGCUCCUCAGAGACCUCGCAGACAGCCACUGGUGCCCAGCGCCAAGAGGAGCCGCUCCGUGGGCACAGGCAGAAGGACAGAGCCUUUUCGGACCCACAGCAGGCCUUGCAGGAGGCACUGUCCUUGCUGGGCAGCGACGACUGGGAACAGAAGAAGAAGGGACUCUUGAACAUCACACUGCUGGCUGAGUCCCAUUCAGAAGUCCUGCUCUGUCGACUUCGUGAGAUUUGCUUGGCAGUUACCAGUGAGGUGACCAACCUCCGGUCCAACGUGUCCUGCUCUGCAAUUGUCACUCUGGGAGAGCUCUUUGCGAUCUUGGGGAAGGACAUGGACUCCGAGGUGGAUCAGAUUGCUGCAGUCCUUCUCCACAUGUUGCGGAAUUCCCCAGAGUUUAUUCAGAAGGCAGCCUGUCAGAGCCUGGGCAUGAUGGUACAGAACGUGACUCCUACACGAGCAAUGACUGCUCUCAUGGACAAUGGAGUCAAGUAGGUUCUUCUUCUUUCUGUGAUAUUCUUGACCUUCUAGUGUGUGGGUGAGGGAAGGGAUGACAGAGAGAACAGGAAUGGUGGAAGGGAAGGGCCCUGUAUCCUGCAUCUUCUGUGGACUCAGUGACAUGAUUCUCUGAUCAACCUCAUUUCUCCUUUCUGAGAAAUAAGGAGGGUAUUUGCUGGGGCAUGGAGCACAUCAGGGAGAAUGUGCUGGGUGUGGCAUAGCCUGCACAGCAGGUGCAGCUCCUGCCAAAAGGAGUCUUGUAUGACUGUCCUGGCCUUAGAGCUCUGCUUUCUAUUCAAACUGAUGUUUCAUGUUAGCCCUGAGAUGAUGGAGCACUUUCCAGGCACCCUCACCGGCUGAGUGCCAUGGGACAGCUGAAGCAAAUGCUGCCUUAAGUGUUGGUGCUGGGCCUGAUAGUUUCCAAGAGACAGUCUCUAGAAUAGGACAAGCUGCUAAACUGAC